Molecule: messenger RNA, 1226 nt
Organism: Anopheles arabiensis
Lineage: Eukaryota; Metazoa; Arthropoda; Insecta; Diptera; Culicidae
Gene: P32
Product: complement component 1 Q subcomponent-binding protein, mitochondrial
Exons: 5
Coding region: 140-952 (270 amino acids)
Biological process (GO): cytosolic ribosome assembly
Cellular component (GO): mitochondrial matrix
Source: RefSeq, a predicted model, not a curated record
CUUCAAACAACGUGCACCUGACAGCUACCUCGUGGUAAACAAAAACGGCGUGAGCGUGCUGCGGUUCUGUAAAUAGGGCGCAAAUUUGCUAAAAAUUUCGUGAUAAUCGUUUGCUAAACGCACCAAAUACACACUCAUCAUGAUUCGCAACGUUCGCUUCCUGCGUUGGGCUGUUGGUAAAAGUUUCACCAGCGGUAAGUCUACCACGACCGUGGCACCAUCCUCCCAGUGGAACGCCGGUAUCAUUGCACAACCCAGCAGCGGAAUUGCAACAUGCAAUAUCAAACCGCUGUCGGCGAUGUCUUCGGGCAUGAGCGCUAAACACGCUGCCGGCUUCUCUAUCGCUAGCCGACAAAUUCAUACCAAAGGCGAGCGUGAGCUAGUCGAGUUUCUGGCGGAGGAAAUCGUGGCAGAGAAGAAGGCCAGCCCCAGCGCUACCAUUCCGACGUCCCUGAACGGAUUCGCCAUCACGUGCAACAAGGCCGAUGUGGAGCUGACGAAAUCGUCCGAACGUGAAAAGAUCACGAUUUCGUUCAACGUUAACCACACGGUAGACAUGGAGGGCGAAGAGGCCGAAGCCACGGAAAACAAGCCGGAGUUUUCUGCUAUGAAGAGUCGUCCCCAGUUCGAGGUUGACAUUGUGCGCGGUGGAACGACGCUGUCUUUCACCUGCUCCUAUCUGCCCGGCGAAGCGCAGGAAGGAGAGUACAAUGAUGUGUUCAGCAUUGACGAAGUUACCAUCUACCAGGGUGAAUGGAGUGACAAAGUUUACGCAGUCGCUGGCGACGUUCUUGAUGGGUACCUGUAUGAUCUGUUGAUGAAUUUCCUCGAGGAGAAGGGUGUCAGCAACGAGUUCGCGGAGAAAAUGUCCGACUUUGCCAGUGCGUACGAACACGCCAAGUACGUCGAACUGCUGGAAGCUAUCUCGAAGUUUACCGUUGAGAAGAAGUAAUGUUGUCCACUUGUGAAUCGCUGGGCAAACCGAUCAUCAUCACCUUUAUCAUAUUGAUGAGUUUACACACAGGAAUGAAAAGCCAUACUCCGUCUCUGCUAUCGAAUAUUUGCAUCCACUGUAUGUCCCUUGAGCAGAGGAAGAUGGGAAUGGAAAGCGUCCUAGGAACCAUUGCUGCAUUUGUUAUCGUCAGGCGAAAGAAGAAGACAGUGAACCAAACUCAGUGUCAUAGUUUCAUAGCAUUUCAUCGUACAAUAAAAUAGUUAAAACUCUA